Pogoniulus pusillus (Red-fronted tinkerbird) is the source of this 2002-nucleotide messenger RNA. It is a transcript of the gene ABHD2, whose product is annotated as abhydrolase domain containing 2, acylglycerol lipase. The transcript has 11 exons. Gene Ontology annotation, biological process: medium-chain fatty acid biosynthetic process; steroid hormone receptor signaling pathway; sperm capacitation. Gene Ontology annotation, molecular function: acetylesterase activity; monoacylglycerol lipase activity. Gene Ontology annotation, cellular component: sperm flagellum; sperm plasma membrane. Lineage: Eukaryota; Metazoa; Chordata; Aves; Piciformes; Lybiidae. Bases 174 to 1454 code for a protein of 426 amino acids. The record is from RefSeq and is a predicted model, not a curated record.
CUAAGGGGCCGGGAGUAGCGGCGCCGGAGCAGACGGCUGGAAGCGGCGGCGGCCGUGGCUGUGUGCCUGUCGGGCCCACAGGCCAGCUCAGUAGCAGGUGGAUCCCAACAGUGGCGCUUUGCUGAGGACUGGCAGUUACUCCUGGCUUGAAGAACAAGUGACAUUGGCUCACCAUGAGUGCGAUGCUGGAGACGCCGGAGCUGCCCGCGGUGUUCGAUGGGGUGAAGCUGGCUGCAGUUGCUGCGGUGCUCUACGUUAUUGUUCGCUGCUUGAAUUUGAAAAGCCCAACUGCCCCUCCUGAACUCAUUUACCAGGACUCUGCUUUGUCUCGUUUUCUACUCAAAUCCUGCCCACUUUUGACCAAAGAGUACAUUCCACCUCUGAUCUGGGGGAAGAGUGGACACAUCCAGACUGCCCUCUAUGGAAAAAUGGGGAGGGUGAGAUCCCCACAUCCCCACGGACACCGCAAGUACCUCACCAUGCCAGAUGGAGCCACAGCCACCUUUGAUCUCUUUGAGCCCCAGUCUGAGCACUGCAUUGGAGAGGAUGUGACCAUGGUGAUCUGCCCCGGGAUUGCCAACCACAGUGAGAAGCAGUACAUCCGCACCUUCGUCGACUACGCCCAGAAGAACGGCUACAGGUGUGCUGUGCUCAACCACUUGGGAGCCCUGCCAAACAUUGAGCUCACUUCUCCACGCAUGUUCACCUAUGGUUGCACCUGGGAAUUUGGAGCCAUGGUUAAUUACAUCAAGAAGACCCACCCUCAGACCCAGCUGGUGGUUGUGGGCUUCAGCCUGGGUGGAAACAUUGUGUGCAAAUACCUGGGAGAGAACCAGGCCAACCAGGAGAGAGUCCUCUGCUGCGUCAGUGUGUGCCAAGGGUACAGUGCGCAGAGGGCCCAGGAAACCUUCAUGCAGUGGGAUCAGUGUAGGAGAUUCUAUAACUUCCUCAUGGCAGACAACAUGAAGAAGAUCAUCCUCUCCCACAGGCACGUUCUCUUUGGAGAUAACAACAUGAAGAAGCCACACAACCUGGCAGAUGCUGAUCUGGGCAAGCUCUACACAGCAACAUCCCUUAUGCAGAUUGAUGAUAACAUUAUGAGGAAGUUCCAUGGCUACAGUUCCCUGAAGGAGUACUAUGAGGAAGAAAGCUGCCUGCAAUACUUGCACAAGAUCUAUGUUCCUCUGCUGUUGGUUAAUGCUGCUGAUGACCCUCUUGUGCAUGAGAGUCUGCUAUCAAUCCCAAGAGCCCUCUCAGAGAAAAGGGAAAAUGUCAUGCAUGUGCUGCUCCUUCAUGGAGGCCACCUGGGAUUUUUUGAGGGGUCUGUGCUAUUCCCAGAACCUCUUACCUGGAUGGAUAAGCUGGUGGUACAGUAUGCCAAUGCCAUCUGCCAGUGGGAGAAGACAAAGUCUCACUGCUCAGACACAGAGCAGGCUGUAUCUGGCCAGGAGUAAUUGACUCAAAGACUCUGGAUCACUUCAGUAUAUCUCCCCCUUUGGGAACAUCUUGUUCCUUCACCUGCUGCUUCAGGUUUCCAUUCUCCUUGGUAUCCUAUGGCUGGGGUUUGAUCACAAUGUUUUCUGACAGAGUGGAGCUCAGCAGAGUUUGAGGUCUGCACGGAGCAUCUCUGCAUCAGCAGUCACUUGGGUUAGUAACUUGCUGCUCUGCUUGCAGGAUUAGAUUGACUGUGACUUGUUCCAGGGUCGUUGAGCUGAAGACUGCUUGCUUUCAGGUGUCAAACCUCUUCACUCACUGGUCCCAACCUCGACCUGCAGAGUGUGUUUAGGUAUAGAUGAGAGGGUGACUGUGGCUCUGUCCUGCCCUGCUGCUGGAAAGAAACCCUGUACUAAGCCACAAGCCACUCAGUGCUUGUCUGCAGGCCACUAAAAUGUGUCUUGGAGAAAAAUGCUUGGCUGUGAGUGGGGUUUCAGCCUUGCACUAUCUCAAGGGAAGCUUUUUGGUUCCUAGGAAGCCACUUAAACAGUAAACCAGUUUAAAAACA